UCCCUAAAAUGGGCUGUCCCUCACUUACUAACUCAAUAUAAGAGCAGGGCCUUCAUUUGGCUUCCUCAUGCCUCAGAGACACGCUGGGAGCUCUUCGGUCAUCUGACUACCGCCACCAUGGAAUGAACAAGAUCGUCAACAAUCCAGGUGAGGAGAAACUUGCUCACCAUGGAGCUGAAAGGAUCCGUUACCAUCGGCCAAGAUGGGCCACAACCUCGACCGAGUCUGGGUUCCAUCUCCGGUCUGCACUAUGGCUCAUUUGUGAACAGUCUUUCUUCACUAACACCCAAACUGGACGAAAGACCUGCGAUAUCUCGUCGACGAGCCCACAUCACUGUUGCUGUGCUCUGCUAUGUCAAUUUACUCAACUACAUGGAGCGAUACACAAUUGCAGGUGUACUUCUCAACAUACAGACGUUCUUUGAUAUACAUGACAGUACAGCUGGACUUCUGCAGACAGUUUUCAUCUGCAGCUUCCUGCUGACGGCCCCUCUCUUCGGUUACCUUGGCGACCGCUACAACCGAGUACAUAUCAUGGCAGUGGGCUUGACCGUAUGGCUGGUGACUGCAACUGGCAGCUCUUUUGUUACUAACUCGUAUUUUUGGCUUCUGGUGCUGUUACGAGGCCUGGUCGGGAUAGGUGAGGCGAGUUAUUCCACUCUCGCUCCCACCAUUAUCGGGGAUCUUUUCACUGGGGGACAACGGACCAUCAUGAUUGCUGCUUUCUACAUCUUUAUUCCGGUUGGGAGCGGCCUUGGCUAUAUAACAGGGGCGUCACUAGCAAGCCUGACUGGUGACUGGCACUGGUCUCUCAGGAUAACUCCCAUUUUCGGUCUUGUUGGACUGUUUUUAGUGGUGCUAUUAUGCCCAAAUCCACCCAGGGGGGUGGCAGAAAACAACCACCAUGACGGUAACAUCCGGAGCUCAUACUUGGAGGACAUCAAGUAUCUUCUAAACAAUAAAAGUUACAUAUGGUCCACUCUGGGAGUGACAGCAAUGGCCUUCCUUACUGGAGCCUUGGCCUUCUGGAUGCCCAGCUUUCUGUUCAGAGCCCAGGUGUCUCAGGGCCUUCGACCGCCAUGCACAAAAGGGUCCUGCAACUCCAUCGACAGCUUUAUCUUUGGCGCUAUCACAGUGGUCUCUGGCAUUCUCGGAGUGUGUAUCGGCACUGGUUUGGCCAGAUGGUUGCGGAACAAAGUGCCCAAUGCAGAUCCACUCAUCUGUGCUGGAGGCAUGCUCGGAUCAGUCCCGUGCCUCUUUAUCAGCAUCUUUGUGGCGACAGCAAGCAUCCCAGCCACUUAUGUCUUCGUUUUCAUAGCAGAGCUCUUAUUAUCAUUGAACUGGUCCCUUCUGGCUGACAUGCUACUUUACAUUGUUGUACCCACCAGAAGGGCCACAGCUGAAGCUCUCCAGAUUACAAUCUGCCACCUUCUAGGGGAUGCCGGGAGUCCUUAUCUCAUAGGAAUAAUAUCCGACGCAAUACAGAAAUCCAAGCCUCCGUCCAGUUCUUGGAGCUUCCUUAGUCUUCAGUACAGCUUUUUGAUUUGCCCUUUUGUUGCCAUCAUCGGUGGGAUUUUCUUCCUCAUGACUGCUCUUUACAUCAGUGAUGACAGAACGGCAGCUCAGCAGCUGGUUGAAGAUACCUUCUUGCAAGGUCCGACACCAGAGCCUACUGUGGAGAUGAACAAUCCACAGAGUGGAUAACGCUGGACAAAAGCAGCUGUGCAGUUAAAGCUCUUGUUAAGAAUUUAAUCAAAUGUUACAAGCGCGGCGAUGGA
Messenger RNA from Hippocampus zosterae (dwarf seahorse), 1778 nucleotides. RefSeq names its product SPNS lysolipid transporter 3, sphingosine-1-phosphate (putative) (gene spns3). Gene Ontology annotation, molecular function: transmembrane transporter activity. The transcript has 13 exons. Lineage: Eukaryota; Metazoa; Chordata; Actinopteri; Syngnathiformes; Syngnathidae. The coding region runs from base 169 to 1704 and encodes 511 amino acids. The record is from RefSeq and is a predicted model, not a curated record. Gene Ontology annotation, cellular component: membrane. Gene Ontology annotation, biological process: transmembrane transport.